CGCGAUGUCAGAGCUGCUACCGCGGGAUUUGGGGCGGUGCUGCUGUUUGCUGAAACGCGUGGACGCAGUCUUUUUGCUGAGGUGAAGCAGCACAGCAGACACGAACUGCGUGCUGCCGCGGAGAUUUUCCAAUCAUGGUGUUGCUGCACGUGUUGUUCGAGCACGCGGCGGGCUAUGCGCUGUUCGCCGUCAAAGAAGUGGAGGAGAUCGGCAUGCUGCUGCCCCAGGUGGAGGCGAGCGUGCUGAGCCUCGGAAAGUUUAAUAGCAUGGUGAGCUUAGCCGCCUUCUUCCCCUUCAAGUCGGCCCAGGCCGCCCUGGAGAACAUGAACGCCAUCUCUGAAGGUAUGGUUCAUGCUGACCUGAAGCUGUUCCUAGAGACCAAUCUGCCCCAGUCUGGGAAGAAAAAAUCAGUGUUGGGGGUUUCUGAUGCCAAGAUUGGAGCAGCGUUACAAGAAGAACUUAGCAGUUCAAUCCAAACUGGAGGGGUGGUGGCUGAGAUCACACGAGGUUUGCGUCUGCACUUCCACUCUCUGGUGAAAGGUCUGACUGCCCUGGCUGCCUCCAAGGCACAGUUGGGUCUUGGCCACAGCUACUCCAGAGCUAAAGUCAAGUUUAAUGUCAACAGGGUAGAUAACAUGAUCAUUCAGUCCAUUGCUCUGUUGGAUCAGCUGGACAAAGACAUCAACACCUUCUCCAUGCGUGUCCGUGAAUGGUAUGGCUACCACUUUCCGGAGCUCAUCAAAAUUGUGUCCGACAACUCGAUGUACUGCCGCCUGGCUCAGCUCAUUGGAAACAGGAAGGAGUUGUCAGAGGAGAGCCUAGAAAGUUUAGAGGAGGUGGUGAUGGACAGUGCCAAGGCUCAGGCCAUCCUGGAUGCAUCACGCUCCUCUAUGGGUAUGGAUAUAUCUCCCAUUGACCUGAUUAACAUCGAGAGGUUUUCGAGUCGUGUCGUGUCUCUGGCUGCCUACCGGCUGGAGCUGCAGGAGUAUCUGCGGUCUAAGAUGAGCCAAGUGGCUCCAAACCUGGCAGCCUUGAUUGGAGAAGUGGUUGGAGCGCGUCUGAUCUCCCACGCCGGCAGUCUGACCAACCUUGCCAAGUAUCCAGCAUCCACGGUUCAGAUCUUGGGAGCAGAGAAGGCCCUGUUCAGAGCCCUGAAAACACGUGGAAACACCCCCAAGUACGGCCUCAUUUUCCACUCGACUUUCAUCGGCCGUGCCGCUGCCAAGAACAAAGGUCGCAUCUCCAGAUAUCUGGCCAACAAGUGCACAAUCGCCUCACGUAUCGACUGCUUCUCAGAGUUGCCUACGAGCGUGUUUGGUGACAAGCUGCGUGAACAGGUCGAAGAGCGGCUGUCUUUCUAUGAGACCGGCGAUGUACCACGGAAAAAUGUGGAUGUCAUGAAGGAGGCUCUCAAAGAGGCUACUGAUGUUGCAGCUGAGAUCAAACGCAAACUAGAGAAGAAGGAAAAGAAACGUAAGAAGCGUGAGAAGAAGUUACAAGAACUUGAAGAAAAUGGAGAAGCUAACGGUGAUGCAGAGGUGGAGAAUGGAGAGGAGGACAACACUCUUAAGAAGAAGAAAAAGAAGAAACAGGCAGCUGAGGAGAUGGAAGCACAGGCAGAGGAGGCCCCCUCUGGAGAAAAUGGAGAAGAGACUUCAGCCAAGAAGAAAAAGAAACGAAAAGCGGAGUCGGAGGAAGUAGAGGAAGCUCCAGAUGCCGAGGAUGGAGCUGAGGAAACUGAGACUCCAGCGAAGAAGAAGAAGAAGCGAAAAAGUGAAGCUAUGGACACACAGCCAGAGGAGACCCCAGAAACACCUGUGACUGAAAAGAAAAAGAAAAAGAAGAAAUAAGAUGCUGCAGAGUAAAGAUGGGAUGUGUGGACAAUAAAAUUCUGUGUACAGUUUUUGUUUUUUUUAUUCAGAUAACCCCUAUAUGAGGGUGUUAACUGUAUAAGUCUAGUAUAUCAGUAGCUUUAUUGUACUGUCUUUUAUUUUUGUAAGAAUGCAGGUUAUUUUGCAAAUGAAUGCUUAUAACUGUGCCUUGGAGUCGGUAGUUUACCUGCACUUCUGAAAAUAAAUUGCCUCAAGCUUU
Oreochromis aureus is the source of this 2091-nucleotide messenger RNA. RefSeq names its product NOP56 ribonucleoprotein homolog (gene nop56). Gene Ontology annotation, molecular function: snoRNA binding. NCBI's taxonomy places the organism in Eukaryota, Metazoa, Chordata, Actinopteri, Cichliformes, Cichlidae. The record is from RefSeq and is a predicted model, not a curated record. The transcript is spliced from 12 exons. Bases 135 to 1850 code for a protein of 571 amino acids. Gene Ontology annotation, cellular component: small-subunit processome; box C/D methylation guide snoRNP complex.